GUAUGUAGCGCACGUGAUAUUUCAGAACUGACGUAGUAAACGAUAUGAUAUUACGUAGUAUACGACAUGGUACAUAGUGUUGAUACAUGUACAUGAUAGUACAUUUUCUUAUCAGUCGUGCGCAUAUAUAUUUCGUAUGCUAAUUGUUACAAAAUACGUACAGACAAAUCAACUUCCAGAAAAUUCUUUUUCUUACAGCCUGUAAGUAAAAAGCCUCCAAAACGAUUAUCGGGUAUCUAAAUGUUUAGGCAUCUCAUUGGACUGGGCAAAAGUUGCAAAACAUUAGCUUCUCAUUAUAAAUUGCUACAUACGAUGGGUGAGAUAAAGCCAAGCAUAGCUGGUGUUCCACUGACACAAGUUGUGGAUGCAUUGAAUGGAUAUGCUGAGCUAUCGCUUGCAGCAUCUUGGGAUAAUGUAGGAUUGCUCAUUGAACCUACAGAUCCAAAAUUGGUAUUUCAUAUUCUUCUAACGAACGAUCUAACCGAAGAUGUUAUGCAAGAAGCCAUAAACUUGAAGAGUGAUAUGAUAAUCACUUAUCAUCCGCUAAUAUUUGCACCUAUGAAGUCUGUAACAACUCGUUCAUGGAAGGAAAAAAUCGUGGCCAAAUGCUUGGAGAAUAAAAUUGCUGUGUACUCACCACACACCUCUUUUGAUUCAGUAAAAGGCGGUGUGAAUGACUGGUUGGCUUCAUCAUUUCAUAGUGUACUUGAAAGCAGCAAGCCGAUAGAAGCAAAUAGUGGUAAUAAGGAGUAUGGCUUUGGAAGAUUAUGCACUUUAAAGAAACAAAUUUCUAUUGAAGAAGCUGUGGAGUUAGUAAAGAAACGUACUGGCCUAAGUCACGUUAGAUUGGCCCGGGCUCGUCAGACAAAUGGUUUCAUCAACACUAUCGCGCUUUGUGCUGGAUCCGGAGCAACUGUCUUAAAAGACAUUCCUGCAGAUUUGUAUCUCACGGGGGAAAUGUUGCACCACGACGUUCUCGACGCUGUCCACAAGGGAGUCAAUGUGAUAUUAACAAAUCAUUCUGAUUCCGAACGCGGAUUCUUGAGCUCGUUUUCACGUACCUUGCUGGAACUGUUAAACGGAUCUGUCGUGGUGAGCGUAUCCAAAGCCGAUGCUGAUCCGCUGACAACUGUCUAACGUCUGUACCGAAGGGAAAACAAGCUGGUAUUAAGAACGGGAUGGAAUUGUUUCUGUCGUACGUGAUAAAAUUUUAUUAAUAAUAUUAUUAUAAAUCAUUCCUUCCAGUUAAUGGAUUGACAAUUUUUAUUUCAAUCUGGUAAAGUUGAUCAGAGAAAUAGAGGGAAGUGGUUUACACAAACACAAUCAUUGUACACUGCGUGUAUCGUUUCAACAGAAAUAAUCACUUCAGCUACAACGGAAACAGCGUUUAGGUUCCUUUCUCAUUUUAUGUAACGAGCUUAGAUUACUACGCAAUUAAUCUCUGAACAUGUGUAACCGUUAGAAUUCAUCAUCUCCCUUAUUUUGAUUAUUGAAAUAUCAUCGCUUGGUUCCUCGUUCGCCCGCUACCAACACAUGCUCGCAUUCAUUCAAUGUUCACGCACGGCGGUUACAAACGAAAGAACUCGUCUCCAACAAACGUAUGUAACGGUCGACGUUUUUUUAUUCGUUGAAAACUUAUCUAAAGAAAAUACAACAGUCGUAAUUCUGGUCCGAUCGGAACGUUUCGUAAUUUAGGUCCACGCAUACAAAUCUUCCGUUCACCGACGGGCCACAUCCUCCGUCCCUCUUGUUUCGCUUCAACAAUAGAUGAAAAAUUAUUCGCCCGUAACAGUCCUGUAAAUACAACAUGGCUUACCCGAUACAACGUAGGUAUAGAGUUUACAUCUCUAACAACCGAUUCCUCGCGUUAUUACGAUGCUGUGUGUGUGUGUGUACGUGUGUGCGUGUUUCCAGUGUGGGUUGUGUGUCUGUGUGCGUGUAUAUGUACACCGACGACGAAAUGCGUAAUACACGAUGAACACUUUAUAAAUUGCGAUUCUACAUCACCGGAUUCACGAUGCUCGAAGUGGAUUGCAUUGAAAUCGCUGGCGCAGCCUCCAUGGACAGCAUUUCGACGGACAAAAACUCACCGGAACCGGAUUUGCCCGAUAUCAAUAUUCAUCGAUAACAGUAUUAACCAGCAGUGUUUGCCGAGGGUUGUAUCGGCAUCAAAUUGUCGAAGCUGGAGUUAUUGGUCAUCCCUAAUAGUCUUCACUUAAUCCAAGAUACUUUAAUGAAUGUCAAGAUUAUUAUAUCCGACGUGUUCUUCUUCGUUUUAUCAUUGCAAUAAAAGUACAAUUCUUCAACCAA
Molecule: messenger RNA, 2310 nt
Organism: Megalopta genalis
Lineage: Eukaryota; Metazoa; Arthropoda; Insecta; Hymenoptera; Halictidae
Gene: Ciao1
Product: cytosolic iron-sulfur assembly component 1
Biological process (GO): iron-sulfur cluster assembly
Cellular component (GO): cytosolic [4Fe-4S] assembly targeting complex; cytoplasm; mitochondrion
Molecular function (GO): protein binding
Source: RefSeq, a predicted model, not a curated record